Trichoderma citrinoviride is the source of this 444-nucleotide messenger RNA. RefSeq lists its product as hypothetical. The record is from RefSeq and is a predicted model, not a curated record. The transcript has a single exon. Bases 1 to 444 code for a protein of 147 amino acids. NCBI's taxonomy places the organism in Eukaryota, Fungi, Ascomycota, Sordariomycetes, Hypocreales, Hypocreaceae.
AUGGAUUCGCUGUAUCCAACCACUAUCCCCCUCGAAUCGGGCAGCAACCGACCCAUCCGAGGGCCAUACUCGAGCGUCACCAACGCUGUCCACAACCCUCAGCUGGACUCUCUUCCGAAGGACGGCGAGUGGCCGCCCGUCCCCGAGAGUGAACCGAGCACCGGGGCCUCUGACGCGUCUGGUGAGCAGGAUGGUCUCUCCAGGCAGGACAUCCAAGCUCCCACUGCCGUGAGCCCCGACUUGGCCUCGCAAAAACAUGAGGCCGGUCCUGCCAACAGAGACCCUGCCCACUUCGAUGGCAAGGGCAACUCCAGCUCGGGCUCUGCAUGCUUGCCGGCUGGCGAGUCUUCGAACGGACCGGCCAAGCCCAUCGAUGCCGAGCUUGAAGUCUCCCACAUGGCACCUUGGGUUGAUGAUAGCCUCGGUGGUCUGAAGAAGAAAUAA